This is a messenger RNA of Ilex paraguariensis (yerba mate), 1729 nucleotides long. NCBI's taxonomy places the organism in Eukaryota, Viridiplantae, Streptophyta, Magnoliopsida, Aquifoliales, Aquifoliaceae. The record is from the annotation of a GenBank genome assembly.
AUAGAACUGUGAGCUCAAGCUUCUCUCACUUGGUUCCACUUUGUCGUUAUCGCGUUUCUCCAUUUCUAUUGUUGCUUUGGAGUUGGUGAUGGAGUCUGAAGAUGUUGCCUCAGCCCCCUCAACACCCGUAACACCAGGGACUCCUGGUGCCCCUCUUUUUGGUGGGUUCAAACCAGAGAGAAGUGGCAGUGUUAGAAGAUCUCUUCUCAAGAGCUGCAAAUGCUUCAGUGUUGAAGCUUGGGCUUUGGAAGAGGGAAGCUUACCCUCUGUCUCCUGCGCAUUGCCACCACCUCCUGUCUCACUUGCAAGAAAGGUAGGAGCUGAGUUCAUAGGCACUCUGAUUCUCAUCUUUGCAGGGACAGCCACCGCCAUAGUGAACCAAAAGACACAAGGCUCCGAGACCCUUAUAGGCCUGGCUGCCUCCACUGGCCUCGCCGUCAUGAUCGUUAUACUGUCCACCGGCCACAUCUCAGGGGCUCAUCUCAACCCAUCCGUUACCAUUGCCUUCGCAGCCCUCAGGCACUUCCCGUGGAAGCAUGUGCCAGUGUACAUUGGAGCACAAGUGAUGGCAUCAUUAUGUGCAGCAUUUGCAUUGAAGGGGAUUUUCCACCCCGUAAUGGGUGGGGGAGUCACUGUUCCUUCAGGGGGCUAUGGUCAAGCAUUUGCUUUGGAGUUCAUUAUUACUUUCAAUCUCAUGUUUGUUGUUACUGCUGUCGCCACCGACACCAGAGCUGUGGGAGAGCUGGCAGGAAUCGCGGUGGGAGCUACUGUCAUGCUCAACAUACUCAUCGCUGGGUAAUACCUCAUGCCUUUCUUUUCAUAUUUUUAUGUCAUUUUCAAACCAAAUUCAGAUCUCUUUCACUAUAUUUUUAAUUAAUUUCGUUUAACCAUUUUAUAUGAGUAGAUUGUGACCAAUAGUGAUCUAUAGUGUACUGGAGAUGAUUGUAAUAUCCCCACCCCUAAAUGGGUGUGUUGGACGAUUAUUUGAUGAGAAUGACUUACAAGGUCCUAAAACUCCUAGAUCAACUCUCCUACUGUUAUGGUCAUACCAAAGUGAAUACACAUGCUCAAAUGGGUUCUAAUAUAUCCGUCUAUUCUUCUUGCCUGAGGAAUGAUUAUAUCCUCAACCCGGAGAAUAAAGAGAAAAGCUUGGCCUAUCUAUUUUAUCAUAGCCGACUUGUUGGAGAGAGCGGUGGUAGCGAAGGGACUCCUCGUCUAUAAAGUAGAGGCUUUAUUGAGUUCAAAAUAGGGCCGGGAAACCACCGGAGCUUCAAUGAAUCCGGUGAGAACUUUGGGGCCGGCGAUAGCUGCGAACAACUACAAAGCCAUAUGGGUGUACCUCACUGCUCCCAUACUGGGAGCACUGGCCGGAGCAGGUGUUUACUCUGCAGUCAAGCUGCCGGAGGACGAUGGCACAAGUCAUGUUGAUCCUCCAACAGCACAUAGCUUCAGAAGGUGAUCCAUAGAUGUCAUUAUCAUACCUACAUUAUUAAAUCCAGAUGCUCCGCCCGAAGACAAUGAAGAAGCUGUGCAAUGAAGAGACCAAUAAUGGCACAUAGCUAGACAAAAGCAGAGUGGAAAUUUGAUGGGCACAUACGAAAUAAAAGUAUAAAACUAAGUUGUAACAAAAUCCAUUUUGGGUCUUCUUGAAAUGUAUAGAACGAGCUAGAGAUUUCUUGGGAGAAAAAUCGAAUGCUAUGAUUGAUGCUUGACCCUUGUCUAACUGGAG